GAGGCGGGCCGGCGGAGCGAGAUCAUGUGUAGUCCACGCGCCGAAAGUAGGUUACAGACGCAGAGCUCGAGAGUCCAUCAGGGAGGCGAAGUGCAAGCAGCGUUGCUCUAUCACAGAAGACUUACGUGUGUGUAUUGGUACAUAUAUAUGUAUUUGCCCUGUCAGCCGACUUUAUAAGUACAGCCCGGAAGAAAACAGGAAAAGGAAAACGCCGCUUAAUGGGCACAUUCUUCUCGUGUUGCGUUUUUUCGUUUUUCUUCAUCGGUCGGUGCGGACAAGCGGUUGUCGAAAACAUAUGAGGAUCUGUUGUUUCGCGGUUUCCAACGGCUCCUUUCUUGGGAGCGAAAAAGCCCCACGUUGCAUUCAGUUUUAUUUCAGUAUUUUUUUCUUUUAGCUCCACUUCCAUCUGGAGUUGUAUGACUCGAAGAUAGCAACCUUCAGCGUCAACAUGAGAGCUCAAAUAGAAGUGAUUCCCUGUAAGAUCUGUGGGGACAAAUCAUCAGGGAUCCACUAUGGUGUCAUCACCUGCGAAGGCUGCAAGGGUUUCUUUCGACGCAGCCAGCAGAACAAUGCCAUGUACUCCUGCUCACGACAGAGGAACUGCCUAAUUGACCGGACCAACCGUAACCGCUGUCAACACUGCCGACUGCAAAAGUGCCUAGCACUGGGCAUGAGCCGCGAUGCUGUGAAGUUUGGUCGUAUGUCCAAAAAGCAGCGUGACAGCCUGUAUGCGGAGGUACAGAAGCAUCAGCAGUCCCAGGAGUGUGCAGGAAAUGGCGCUCGUGAAGAAGGAGGUGAGAUGGCGACACAUGGCCGCACCUACAGCCGUGGCUCUAGUGCCGCGCUUAGUGAUCUGGAUGACAUCACCACACUGCCGGAAGGCCUGCUUUUUGACCUGCCUCUGACCCCCGAGGGUGCAGGCAGAGAAUACUGUAACCUGGAGAUGCUGGGUGGCAGUGCGGGUAGCAGCUCCUCAUCUCAGAGUUCACCCGAACAGACCAGCUUGGACUUUGUAGAUGGCAGCCACCACAUCAAGCACGAGUACCAACUGCUGCACGAUUCUGGACUCUUCUCACAUGCCAUUAUCAACCCACUGCCUGAGGGCUGCUCCCUUCUUGAGAUAGAGCGCAUAACACAGAAUGUGGUGAAGUCCCAUAUUGAGACCAGCCAGUACAGCACAGAGGAGCUUAAGAGGCUGGCAUGGACCCUGUACAGCCCCGAGGAGACACGCUCCUACCAGACCAAGUCUGCAGAGGUGAUGUGGCAACAGUGUGCCAUUCACAUCACCAAUGCAAUCCAGUAUGUGGUAGAAUUUGCCAAGCGCAUCACUGGCUUCAUGGACCUCUGUCAGAAUGAUCAGAUCAUCCUCCUCAAAGCAGGUUGCAUGGACAUUCUUCUUAUCCGUAUGUGUCGAGCGUACAACCCCAUCAACAACACGAUGCUUUUCGAUGGAAAGUUUGCCAGUUCUCAGCUAUUCAAAGCUCUUGGCUGUGAUGACCUUGUGAAUGCAGUCUUUGACUUGGCUAAAAGCCUGAGCCGCAUGCAGCUGUCUGAGGAGGAGAUGGCCCUGUUCAGUGCUGCUGUGCUGCUCUCGCCAGACCGACCUUGGCUGACGGACACCCAAAAGAUACAGAAGCUGCAAGAGAAGAUCUAUGUUGCUCUACAGCGCUGCCUACAAAGAGACAGCUCACAAGAAGAGAAACUGGCUAAGAUGGUAUCCAAACUUCCCGUAAUGAAGUCCAUCUGCAAUCUCCACAUUGACAAACUGGAGUUUUUCCGCCUGGUUCACCCUGAAACAGCAUAUACCUUCCCCCCUCUGUACAGGGAGGUUUUUGGCAGUGAAAUCACCUUUCCAGACUCCACAGAGGGCUAACUCUGUUUAGCAAAAGAGAGUGAUUCAUGUAGAGAAAUUGAGGUUAAGGGAGGGAGAGCGAAAUGUGGCAAACAGCAGAAACAAAACCAACCAGCAGCUCAGUGACAAUCCUGCACGCUACACUUUAGGACACACUCCUCUCACCUCUCAACUCCCACCCUGAUGGAGUAGCUUACACUACCCUUCAAGCCAGGCCAAGUUACUUCACUUUAAUACUAGGUGCUGCAGGGUGCUCAGUGCAUGCUACUUAAUUUAUAGGGACUUUAAAAAAAAGCCUAUAUAAUUUGUAUUAAAACAUAUUUUUCUAUGAGGUGACCCCUAACCUCCCAUCUAGUUGAAUUCCUCUCUAAAAUUAGUGUGACUUUUUUCCCAGUUCUCAGUUCCUGUAAGCUAAUGUUGAAUGUACCCCCUCUACCCUCAACCGUUCAGCACAGCCCAAGGCUUGAUACAGAAUGUACAUACCUCCCUAAUCCUGACCCAUUUUGUGGAGAUGUGCUGUAAUGAUGCCUGUUUUAAUUCUCAUUGUAGUCACAGUGCUUUUUUUUUUCAUUUCAUAUUUUGAUAGCGCCCAUAUUUUGCAGUUUUGUAUCUUACGAGCAAACUGUUUAAAGGGACCAUGAUCAAAUUCAACAUAUAAGCAGGGUUUUUGUUUUGUUUUUUUAACUGUACAAACCAUGGAUAAAGACCCCACGCGUCUGCUACCAUGUAUGUACAAACUCUUGCACACAGCCCUAAGACAUAGCACUUAUGCUGACCUACAUGGGUAUUUUUACCAGCACACCUCCGGACACUGAUUUUUGAGCUCUUUAUUUUUUUAAUGCAAUCAAUGACCUCAAUCCUAUAACCCCCUUCCCUUUGCAAAUGCCACUUAGAAAGAGAAUGAGCGUGAAGAAUCACAGAAGUAUUGUGAAAGUAUUUUCAGAUGUUCCUUUUUUUAUAUAUACAUACGCCUAUAUAAUCAUGUAAGAUGAGAGUAGUUAUGAACUCAUGUGCAGAGUGAGGGGGAGACAUAAUUGAAACGGAAAAAUGGCAAUGUAGUGAUUGUUCUCAGGUCUCUCAAACAGAUACUGCCUGACCAUACCUGGGGGUUCUAGGAUGAAAUGAUUGAACUAACUUAAAAAAAAAUCCAGUGGAUGAUUAGCACUUACCAUGAGUCUUGGUUAGAAUUCAAAAUGAAUUCCCCUGUUCCUAAGACUUUAUGGGUUCAUUCUCGAAAACUGCCGUCUGUGAAAGCUCUCUUUUGAAAGGUCAAAUAUGGGACGCAACCUCCGACUUCAAACAUGCUGUAUAAUCCCUGUCUAAGGAAACUGACUUGUGGGGUAAAGGUUUUACCUGGAAGAGCUUCAGGAACUUUUCUCACCUCAGGCUCCACCUCACAAGUGUGCCUCCAUCCAAAUCUCUGGCACCAUGAGAACCAGUGGGUCCAAGAGAUUUCUGGGACUGCAGACAAGCAUACUGGGAGUAGCUGAAAGAGUUAAUGGCAAAAUGCAAGAGAGCAAAUACACCGAAACAGUUUCCCUUGAUCCCGUCUAACAUGGAUUCAAAGCAAAGACUGGAGAGUGGACUGGUGGAUGGCAGUAUCAUUUAAGCUCCUUAGGCCAUCAUUUGAGGGGGGUAUUUUCUGCCCCCUGUCCCACAGUCAGUGAAGGUGUUCCAAUUUACAAAUUAGGUCCUCUAUUCCUGACCCUGCUCCCUUACUACCUCACCCUCUUUAUACACUACAUGGCACAGCAAAGGGUUGACAGAGCCGUCAGCUACCCCCCUGAGUUGGAAGUAGAGAGCUUGAGCAGAGGAAAUCUUAUCCUUACCUCUUCUUUGACAAAAAGAGACAAUCUUAAAUCAGACCUUGGAUGUCCAUUUCUAUUUAAUAUAUCAUAACCAGUUUUCACUUUGCACUGCUGGAACAGUGCUGCUCUCCAUACUCUAUAUGGUCCUAUAUAGCUAGUAUGAAGGGGAGAUAUGCUUCUUCUGGGUGCUUAGGACAUUGGCAAAGUGGGGAUUGUGCAAUAAUGUCUUUCCCGUUCUUCUCGGUUAGGAGGCCCUUGUUGCCCUGAACGGUUUAUUAGAUUCCAUAAGCACUCCGGCACAGAUGGGAAGUUGACAGUGCAGCAACAAAAGGUGGCACUAUUAAGAUUAACAACCAACCCAGAAAACUUCUACACAGAUCAAAUAUUAACUAACAUUAUCUGAUGAUGGUUUGUAAGGUGGAAGAUGAUUGUAACAAAGUAUAAAUACUUUGUGUCGGAUUGUAGAAUGUUGCAUAUGUUCAUUACAAAUGAAUAUAACGUAAUUUUGCAGACCUCAACUUUCACAAGGAGUCCCAAUUUAAAUGCAUGUUCUAGGGACAGUUUGCUAGGUUUGUGGUAACAUUUCCAUUUAGAGUUACUCAGGGAGAUAGCUGGGCUCUCAGUUCUACAGUGUCUUCGGUUAGAAUAGCGAGACACCUUGCACCAACAUAGAAGACCUUAAAACAUUGAUCACUGUGUACAGUUGAUGUUCUUGUGAAUGUUUGAUCACAAAAGUAUCAAAGAUGUUAUCCCUGUCUAAUAUCACUUUCGCAGGACUUGAGUCUGACUCUUAGAGGAAAUAGGAUCUAAAACGUACAAUGAAAUAUAAAAGAUGGAUUUUAAUCUCUGAAUCUUGUGUUGGUUUUGUCGUGAUAUUUUGUUUCUUCAUUGCUUAUUAUUAUCUGUACUGUCUUCUCAUCAGUUUAGUGUCCUUUUUGUCUCGGAGAGAUGUAAUUCUAUUUUUUUUAAAAGAGCAUUUUUAAAGAUGUCUCCCUAAAGUUUCUCUUUUUGUCAUGAUCCUUGUGUUUUAUCAUAUUUUCAAGUCUAUUUUAAGAGUUUAAUUAUUGAAAUCAAUAUAGAUUUUAAUAAGAAAUAAUUUAUGAUAUGGUAUGGAUAUAAAGCCUAAGAGGUUAUUAACACAGUAAGUGUUAUUGUUGUACAAUGGGGAUACAAUUUGUGGAUUAAAGAAUGUAAUAAAGGUCU
This is a messenger RNA of Lampris incognitus (smalleye Pacific opah), 4863 nucleotides long. It is a transcript of the gene rorca, whose product is annotated as RAR-related orphan receptor C a. Gene Ontology annotation, cellular component: nucleus. Gene Ontology annotation, biological process: regulation of transcription by RNA polymerase II. Gene Ontology annotation, molecular function: nuclear receptor activity; zinc ion binding; RNA polymerase II cis-regulatory region sequence-specific DNA binding. The record is from RefSeq and is a predicted model, not a curated record. Bases 449 to 1873 code for a protein of 474 amino acids. Lineage: Eukaryota; Metazoa; Chordata; Actinopteri; Lampriformes; Lampridae. The transcript is spliced from 10 exons.